GUUGGGUUGAGAGAAGAGUUAGGAGAAACAAAGUUUUGACAGGCACUCGGUUCGAAAGAAUGAGGAGGCUGGAGACGUUUGUGACGCAGAUGAGACAACGAUUACUUCUGGCCCUUUGUCUUCAAAUGUGAUAACCUGGCAUACCCAGUGAAAAUCACCACCUGGCUGGACUCACCCGCAGCGACAAGGCUGCAGUGUGUACCAAAAUGCCAGAGAUCACACAGAAUCAAACCCCUGUGCACAAACCUCCACGCAAGAAGAAAAACAAGGAGACUCACAAUGCAGUGGAACGACACCGCAAAGAGAAAAUCAAUGCCGGUAUCAAUCGGAUAGGUGACCUCUUGCCCUGCUCCCAGGCUUUAAAACAGAGUAAGAACAUGAUUUUGGGAGAAGCCUUUCGUUACAUAACCGAGUUAAAGCAACAGAAUGAUGAAAUGUUGCUCAAUGGGGGUGACAAGGUACAAGCUGAGGAGAUUAGACGUUUGCGCAGGCAGUUAGAGGAUCUAAGGAAGGAAAGCGCGCAUUACAUGGAACUCCUUAAAGCCAACGGCAUUAACUUCCUCGAUGACCCAACUGUACAUUGGAAGGGCAAGCAACGGUGUGCAAAAGUGGCCAAAGUAACACCGACUCAUUUGCUGUCGAAGGGAAUCAUCGUCUUGUCCAAUGGGAAUACUGCCUGCUCAGCAAGUAAAGUGCCCACCCCUCAAAAUCCCGUCUCUAACCUAAACAAACAACCAGCUAAUGUUGUGACAGCCCAGCCGUCGUGUGACAUCACAAUGGGAACGGAACAAAGACUUGGGAUUCAGAACGGAACACAGAUUGGUGAAAUCUUAGCCUCCUCUGCUUCACAGCACAUCCCUGUAGCAACGCUUAUACCAGCUGUGCCCAAACCAGGACUCGCAGUGGUAGAGCAGUUUACACCUGUGGCACCAGUUGGCCCAAAAUUGCCCCCUCCUGUGAAUUACAUCACUCUUCAAGGGUUGUGUCCACAGCCUGUUGUCACUACUCCGCUGCCUCAGCAAUCACAACCUUCCAUCCCGACUCCAAGCCUCACGACAGGCGCUUGUCCAACCACACCUUUGCGACUAGAAUCCAUUUCCAGUCUGACCCCGUUACCUCAAGCUGUUGUGACAAAUCCGCUUGUUCCACCUGAAGCCGCUGCAGUGUUCUCUCAGAACACAGAAGUUCGAUCUCUUAGCCACACGUUACCGGCCAGCUCUGCAAUUCUGAGGGCUAACGCUACUGGAAGCACCCAAACAACAUGGACGACGCUGCAACUAACAGGGAACACUGUGCAACCCGUCUGUCAGCCACUUGCCACUUCAGAAGGCGGCACAGGUCAGAGUGUACAGCCGCUCCACGUGUGUCCUGUUGGGAUAAAGUCUGUGCAACCCACUAAUUUUCGAGCACAGGCACAGGCUCCCGUUCAAGUGCAGAACCCUAUCCCAGUGCAUAUUUCAGUGCAGCACCCUGUGCAGAGUCCUCAGCAGGUUCGCCCUAACAUCUUGCCCCAUCCCCAAGCUGCUGUAGUUCCCCAACCUGCACUAUUAUCCCAGUCAACAGUGAUGCCCCAGCCCCAGCCUGCAGUGUUGCAUCAACCGUCCGUUGUUCCUCAGUCAACUAUACUUGCCCAGCCUCAAGCAGCUGUAUUAGCACAACCAACCAUACUGCCAAAACCCCAGGCCCAGUCAGCUGUUAUAGCCCACCAAAACAUACAGCCAAAACCUCAUUCCCAUCAAGCAGUGGUUGCUCAGCCUGGUGCACCUCCACAGCCAACUGUAAUACCACAGACUCAAUCUGCUGUGUUGCCCCAACCACAGGCCGCUGUUGUGCCAGUACUCCAAACCAUGCAAGUGCUGCAGGUGAACUCCUCUGGAACACCAAGUGCAGGGAUCGCUGCUCAUCAAAACAACCCAAAUGUUGUCAUUCUCCAGCAAGCAAAUCCGUCGUGUCCGGCUCCCCCAGUCAUCAGAGACGACACAACUGGUCAGACGCCAUGCCAGCAUAUUGUUAUUAUCCAAGCACCUAGUCAGACCCCUGCACCCCAGAAUCCUCCUGCUGCCAUUGUGCCAGCUCCACUUCCUGCUGUACCUAGUCAGAUAACUACCUCCAGCUCCCCUUGCACUACAAGCGUUCAGGCAGCCAGUGCGAAGCAGUUGAUUCACAUCCUUCCACGUCCCUCGGCACAGGCACCCAAGACUAUCACUGUGAAUGGACAGGUGUACGUUUUGCAAUCAGUGAAGUCCCCAGAAAAAUCAAACACUCAGGGUGCCCAGAAUGUUACACAGAUCAUCCAGCCCUCCACCUCUGAGGAAACCAAUACCAAUGUUGCCCUGAAUUGCUUGGGUGCUCUCACAAGCCUUAGCCAGAGCAUCUCGCAGGUGUCAAGCCACAGCAACGUACAGCUGCAUUCCAUAACUUCACCCUCUUUUACUUCAGUGCCACCCACUCAGCCUGUACCUGCACCAGCAGAGAACAUUUCUCCUGCCAUGAGCGUUCCCUCUUCUUCUGCAACUAACGCUGUACAAAGUUCAGUUAGCAGUAUGGUGAGCAAGAAGAAGCAAGCUGUGACAACCAUUCCGAGAACUAAGCAGACAGCAACAAAGAGUGCCCGAUCCAGUAAGAGAAAAGAAAUUAGGCAAGGAAGAUGCAUGCGUGCCAUUGCUGCCAAGCCAGCACCAGUUUUGCCGCAAAGCGAAACACUGGAAUCAAAUGACACUCUUGGACCAUCUUCAACAACAACAGAAACAGCAGCAUCUGCCCUAAAUUCCACAAGCCUGAACAAAUUAAGCAUUGAUGGCAGCACACAGAACACACCUUCAGCCACCAGAGUUAGUUCAGCAAAUCCUGUGUCUACAGCACCAAGUGCAAGUUCAUCAGAAACUAGACCGGUAGAGAGUUCAGAGAGUCCAGUGGCCAGUUCAUCAGAUGGUGCAACAAAUAUCCAUAGUGUAUGUGACUCACAGAGUACAGCACAGGUCACUGAUGUCUCAUCUUCUUCACAGAGUUUAACAACAAACAGCGCCGAUGUUGGUUCCAUAGAAAUUUCAACACAUUCUAGUAGCAAUGCUGCAUUAAAUAAACACAUACAUAUAAACAGUGUAGGCCUACAACACAGUGGAUCAUUAGACAGUGUUGAUUCCUCAGAUCGUGCCAUCCUUUCCACACAAUGUAGCUCAUUGGUUUCAUGUGUUACUACCACGGUGACUAGAUCUUUAAUGAACGCCAGUGUAACAACUAAUUUGCAAACAGUUAAUAAUCAGGUGAUCCCUCAUAUUAAAUCUACAAACAACAAUAGUUCUAAGCCAAGUCAGUCAACAGAAUCAAGUCUCAGUUUAACUGCAAGUACAACUUCUGUGACUUAUGUUAGCUCCAUACAGACUAAACCAACGAUUACAUCUGCCUGUUCCACCCUCAAUCCGUCCGCAGUGAUCAGUGAUGUGUCCAAACAGAGGAGGCACACUGUAACCAGUGUAAGCGCCGCAGAAAGUGGACCCGAAUGUUCAUGUCAGGGUGACCAGACCAUGUUGCAGUUUCAGAAUGAGCCAGCAAAUAAGCAUGACUGUCAGUCUACUGACCCUGUGCAGAUACAGCCACUUUGUACUUUGCCUUCAACAACAUCUCCAUGCUCAGUUCCCCCAGUUCCAGUAUCUUCUGGCACAGCUUGUCUCACAUUUCCAGCUGAAUCAAGGAAGCAGGACAUUUUGAAUAAGCCUCCAAACCAGCAGCCGGGAAUAUCUAUGACAAUGGUGUCCACUACUCACAUUAGUUCUACAGACCUAAAACGUCUCUCAAGCAAGAGCAAAGAUUCUGGUGGAGAUAGGCAUUCGAGUCAAGUAGCUGACAAAGGAGGGCCAGGGAUUGAUGCUUUCCAUGGAAAGGACUCAGUAUUGUCACAGCAGGGCUAUAGCUUGGACAGUGAAGCACUGGAACAACCACUGGUGUUAAAUAGACAGACAGACUCACCAAUGUCUGCAGGUUCGGGCGGUCGAGGAUUUUCUGUUGCAUCCUUGCUUCCCGCUGGCCAAAAUAGUGCCUCUACCAGUACUUUUGGAACGUUUACCAUUACCUCUGAGCAAGCAGAGAUUUUGGCAAUGGCUGCCAAAGCCAUUUUAGAACAAGACAGUCCAGGAAGAAGGGUCGAGGGUUGCAAUGUAGAUAAUGCAGCAAGUACCGGUACUUCUGGUUGGGACAUACCAAAAUCCCAGCAAACAAGCUCCAACAACAAAGAGAGAACUACAGGACAGCAGUUAAAAUUGUCAAAACAGGUGGACUUAGCUGUUUCAAAGACUCCCUCUCAGGUCUCUGUUCGAGGUCCACCAGUUGAGGCAUCAGUAAGUGGCCCAUCUGGCACAAGACAUCAGAUAUCAUAUUCUCAAUCUCAGUCUGGAACUGUCGGUAGCCUUAAUGUCAAUAACCUCAUCAGGUCCAGUUCCAGUCAGCCUUAUCCUGGUUCACCUAGUCUUGCGCAGCAGGGAUCUGUUCCGUCACCGGGGGGCGCUGCUAUUAUGGCAUCACAGCCCUCUACCCCAGUGCUCCCUCCCUGCACAGGCACUGCGCAGCUUAAUGAGUACACACCUCUGAAAAGUGCAUUGAUGCGAAGUCAUGGAGGUGUGGGAAUGGCUGAACGACAUCAGAUGGAUGUGUCAAAACGCCCUGCGCAGGAGGAUAUCAUGCUUCCAAGUAACAAGCGCUCAAAGCCAUGCCCUCCUACAAAUGUCGGGAGGAUUGAUGUCAAAGCUACAGACCACGUUCAGAUGUUGGCUGGUCAGAUGCCUCCGAGUUCUUCAACUGUUAUGACUAGAAUUAAUUCGGAUGCCCUGUUUUCUGGCAACUCUUUUAUGAGCACUGUCCUUAGGCCACCCGAAGGACACUGUGCAACACAGCUGCCACAGCAGGAACAGAAUCAGCCUAGCGUCGUCCAUUUACAACAGGGGCACUCCCAGCAUGGCACCCCACAGUCUGGACAACACUUGAGUGGAAACCCAUAUCUGAAGCAUCAGCAGCAACAACAGCAACAGCAGGAACAACAGAGACACCACCUCUACCAACUACAGCAUCAUCUUACACAACCAGACACCAUACAAAUUCAUGGUAUCCAUCAAAGGUCUUUGCAGCAGGACCAGCAUGUCCACAAAAAGAGGGGGCCCGUACGCAGUGGUCAGGCAGGACCAGCGGUUGGUUUGCAAUCCAAGCACCACCUGGAAAAGAGCGGAGUGCAGCAGCAGUCACAGCAGCAGCAGCAGACACAACAGCAUCCACAGCAGCAGCAGCACCAACAACAACCACAGCAAGCCUCCCAGCAACAUCAACAACAGCACCAACAACCACAUCACCAACAACAUCAGCAACAGCAGCAUCAACAGCAGCAGCAGCAGCAGCAGCAACAACAACAACAACAACAGCAGCCGCAGCAUCCACCACAUCAACAACAACCGCAGCAGCCCCAGCAAAUGCAACAGUCUCACCAACAGCAGCAGCAACAGCAGAUUCAACAGCAAAAUUCACACUCAAGACACCAACAUCUACAGCAGCAUCUCCAGCAGCAACAGCAGCAGCACUUUGGAGGUCGUCCAGAGAAAAGUUGCGAGGUUCAGACAGCAGGUCCAAGGGGUCAUCAAAGCAGUCAUUUGGGUCAGCAAGAACGACAAACCGGGCAGGAUCAUGGCACUAUGCAAAGACUAAUGAGUUCGCGUUCUUUAGAGCAACAGUUAACGUCACAGGCUAGCAACACUGUGUCAAGGCCCUCAGAUAUUGCCUGUGCCCCUUCACGUCAAGAACGCCACCAUCGCCUCUCAAAUUAUUCUGCUGAGGCACUCAUUGGAAAAACAUCAUCCGCUGGUGAGCAGCACUUGGGGCUCCAUAUGCAGGGCUCUCGUAGCAAUGCACAAGACCAGCCCGAUUUACGGGGUUAUUUAGAUUCAUCUCGUGGGAAGGGAAACAUUGCUCAUAAUCCACAAAGUAGGCUUCCCCCGGAUCACCCUGGGACGGCAGAUGUCCAGCGAAUUUCAGAGUGCCUACCUUUUAAAACUCUAGUGGGUGGGCAUCAGCUUAGCAACUUUGAGGUGCAAGUUUCACGCGGUGGAGACAUGAAUCCCAAAUCUGCUCCCCCGGUUCAAAGGGGUCCUCAAGCACAAGCAGGAUUCAGAAUGGGCACUGGCCCACCUGGAGAUGGACGGACUCGCGUGAGUUAUUCGGGGGCACAUCCUCCACCACAGGGAGUGCAGAUUGGAACAGGAUUGCCACGUGAACAGGAGGGAUGCCACCAGAGCUUCAUGCAAACUCUGUUGGUUCCACAUCCAUCUGAGCAAAGCGGGCAUCAGAGACCAGCACAGUGCUGUCCCCCAGUCAGUAUUGAGUAUAACUGUGGUCCUGGAACAUCUGCUGGAGAUCUGCAGGUGAAGGCCUCUAGUCCCAAUUUGCCACCAGCUCACAAGACUCCUGCAAUGCGGCUUGGGGACACCAACAAAGGCCAUAUUCCGCAGGUUAGUGGUAAUUUGCACGGUCCAGCUGUGAGAGCAGGACUUCCCCAUCCCCCAACACCUCAGAGUAGCUCAGACACAGGACGCACCCCAGCCUCUACGCGUCCUCUUUCGGCCGUCAGCCAGCGAACUCGACAUAUUGGACCAGAUUCUCAGAGUGCUAAGAUCCGCCCUGGAGAUCGACCUCGGUCUGGCAACCUGAGACCUGGAAAUCCGUUUGAGCCAGAGGGAUCCUUGCCACUCCCCUCAGGUGGAGGAGUAUUAAUCGGACGCCCGCAGACAGGGGGUGAGGCUCGCCGCAGUAGCAUCGUGCGAUUCAUGACUGACAGUACACAGGUCAGCGCCGAUAACAACCUGGUGUCUGAUCAACACCUCACGCAGAACUUUGGCUUUCCUUUCAUUGCGGAGGGAGGUAUGAACCCCCCGCCUAUUAACGCUAAUGCAUCCUUCAUCCCCCCCGUCACCCAGCCCAGUGCCUCACGCACUCCUGCUCUUCUGCCUGUGGAGCCCCAAAAUACCUUACCCUCCUUCUACCCUUCAUAUUCGCCUGCAGCACACCCCAGUCUUCCGAGCGAGAUUCCAUUGCAGUACUUCUCGAACCAGAUGUUCACCAGUCCGAGCGCUGACAAGAACAGUAGCGCCCCACUGAACAAUCGGUUUGGCUCCAUCCUUUCUCCGCCUCGUCCCGUCGGCUUCGCCCAAGCCAGCUUCCCUUUGCUCACCGACAUAGCACCCAUGCCCAUCGCAAAUUCCUCGGGCAUCACCCCCCACCUGUCCAAUUUCAAUUUGACCUCUCUGUUCCCUGAAAUCGCUACCGCUAUGCCCACCGACGGCUCCUCCAUGCCGAUGUCCCCCCUGUUGUCCCUGUCCAACACUUCCUCCUCAGAUUCUAGUAAACAGACAAACCGGCCCGCCCAUAACAUCAGUCAUAUCCUUGGGCAUGAUGGGAGUUCUGCUGUCUGAGCGUAGAAUCAGGAAACCAGUUACUCUGCCUGUUUGGAAUGAUUUUAUGGUAUAAAUGAUGCAUCCGAACUGUGUUGGCAGUUGUUUUGGUAAUGAGUGUUUUGUAGAUUUUGCCAUAACGUUCAGAUUCAUGAAUAAUGGGGCUGGGUUUCAGAAUCAGUAACCAACGUCAUAAUGGUUGAGGUAUGAGAUGCCAAGGUAAUCAGGGUUGCUGUUGGGCAUCUGAUGCCAUAGUACAUUAAGGCAAUGUUUUGUGACUUUCAUCACAAUUAUUUAUGUUUAAUUUACUUUUUUUUUAAAUGGUAAAAUGCGGUUUAUUCUGAAGACUGUAAUUUUUUUUUUUUUUUUACUUCUGUGUCACCUGUUCCUCUGAAAGAGAAUAAAAUUUUCCACUUAAGAUUAGGAUAACAGCAAAUUCAAAGUACUUAUUUAUAUGAAGAUCUUGGUUUGGACUGUAGAUAUUUGUAAAUAUAAAAAGAUUUGAUU
Chanos chanos (milkfish) is the source of this 7931-nucleotide messenger RNA. RefSeq names its product upstream transcription factor family member 3 (gene usf3). Gene Ontology annotation, molecular function: DNA-binding transcription activator activity, RNA polymerase II-specific; protein dimerization activity; RNA polymerase II transcription regulatory region sequence-specific DNA binding. Gene Ontology annotation, biological process: negative regulation of epithelial to mesenchymal transition; positive regulation of transcription by RNA polymerase II. NCBI's taxonomy places the organism in Eukaryota, Metazoa, Chordata, Actinopteri, Gonorynchiformes, Chanidae. The transcript has 7 exons. Bases 207 to 7445 code for a protein of 2412 amino acids. The record is from RefSeq and is a predicted model, not a curated record.